Molecule: messenger RNA, 2496 nt
Organism: Plasmodium coatneyi
Lineage: Eukaryota; Apicomplexa; Aconoidasida; Haemosporida; Plasmodiidae
Exons: 2
Coding region: 1-2496 (831 amino acids)
Source: RefSeq, a predicted model, not a curated record
AUGAAACUUCUGACGUGUUCCCUGUGGUGGCUGGCGCUGUUGGGUGAGGGGUUACUCUCACGGGGAAGGCACUUGUCCAAAUUCGCACCGUCACUAAAGGAAGAAGGGGAGUUGUUCGUGGAGUCCCCGUACGAGUGUGAGCACAGCGGGUUUAUAAGUCUGCUGAAGAGGAACCCUCUCUACUUUUGCUUCUUCCUCGGUGAAGGAGAUAACUACGGAUUAGUGCUUAGAACGUACAAUGCGGAAGACCUCAAGUGGGAACCUCCAACAGAGGUCCUAAUAACGAAGCAAAAAAUAAAUCUCUACACCUUCAUAGAUGACUACAUCUCUGAAAAACUCAUCCUGAUUUAUUCCUACGACCAGAAAAUACGCGUCACCGUUUUUAACAACUACAAAGAGCCAUCCACGGAGACGUAUAAAAUUGGGGUGAACUAUGAGAUCGUCCAUAUGGCUAACUUAACUUCUAGAGUGACGUACUUUUUCAAAAAUAGGAAAUCCAUCGUCGUCUGUGGAAUGAACAGAAGUAAUAACAUCCUCUGCUCCUUCUCCUUCGACUACGGACUAACCAUGAAGGACGAAAAUGCAAUAGAAUUUAUUCUAAAAAAUAAGAUCCCCAUGGGUAGCUACAAAAUGCACGUAGAAUUUAAUCACCAAUAUGUCUACUUCAACCUGUAUGAUGACGUCAUCCAGGAUAAUGACUACGAGCUGAAGUGCACCCAAGGGUUGGAGAAGGAAUACACGUGCGAUAUCCUCACUAAGCCACUUAAAGAAACGGAAAGCAUUCAAUACAGAGGUGUCCUGAGGAAUAACAUGUUUCAAAGUAUCGUCUACGAAAUGAAGGAUAAAUGUUACAUCGGUUGGUCCUUCAACUCGGUCAGCAUGAACAGCGAGAUUGAGUUCCUCGUUUCGGAUUCUCCCUGUUCGCACGUAUCACUUUUUCACCAUGGGACGUCUUUGGUGGUGGCUUACCAGCGGGGUCCUUUCGCCCCGGUGGGCCCCCAGUUUUACCGGAUCUUCGAGAACCUGCACGAGAAGGGAGCCGGGUGCGAGUUCCGCGUGGGGGGCAGUCUAUACGUGGCCAGCACCUUCACCAACCAGCAGUGUCACAUCGACAUGGAAAACACAGACACAAACCCAGACAAUGAAGACGAAAUAAGCUUCAACAUCGUGGUCCCGUCACAGUACGACAUACAGGACUCCACCUGUUUCGUCUCCAACGAAAUGUAUGACAAUGAUAAGACAACUUUGUAUUACCUGGAGAGAGAACAAGUGGAACAGGAAAAUCUUUCCAUUUUUACAUUCUACUUCUAUCGAUAUAUAGUAGACCACACCAAUGUGAAGCAAAGCACUUGUACCUUCAUCCAUGAGAAGAGGAAGGAAAAACUCCAGGUCUCUCUCACGUUGGAAAGUUCCUACAAGGAGGAGACAUGCAACAUUGGAUCAGACGAUUUGUGUGACUUUAUCAUCCAGGGGAAGAGCAAAAUAGUCAUCCAUUUUGAGGAGCAAGACUGGGAAGUCGACAGUGAGCUUACCAAUGCAUCCCGUGUCAUUUACAAUGGGAUUUACAUUCCUCUACACAACCUACUCAGUACGUCCAACAUUAAUGAGCUGGUUCAAGUAACCACGAACCAAGUUUCUAUUCUUAUCCCUAAUACAAUCCCCUCCAGUAGAACCGCCAAAAUUGUAUUUACCAGUAGACACGAGGAGGGAAGGGCUAAAACUGCCUACCUCAGACUGCAAAAAAAUAUGAACCCCAUGAAAAAAAUAUUAGGAAUAAAUUUCUCCUCCUCAUUUGACAUAACCUACAAGUACUAUAAGCAUUACCAGGAAAACGUAAAGUUCCUCCUAAACGAAUUUAACGAGACAAACUAUAUUGGGAUGGUGUGCGAAACGCACGUCCAAAUUACGGCGCCCCCAUGCACCCUCACAUUAGUGGAUCACUCAAAUAAAACCUUUCACAUCCAUUCAGUCUUCCCAAAGAAGGUGCCCUUCCUGUACAGCUACAAAAAGAAGAAACUCCCCUAUGCGCAAAACCUCUACAUAAGCGAAACGAGAUUUGUCGUCUUCAAGCAUUUCAACUCUAUCCUCGAACAGAAAAAUAUUAAAUACCUCUACAUCAAGUGUGUGUGCAAUACAAAGGACAUUGAAGGCACGGACACCUACAACCAGAUAGACUUCAUUAUUACCACAGAGAAUAUUUCCUCGGAGGUGAUUCAUUCACGUAAGGUUAUCGAGCUUCCAAAAAAUUACAAGGAUGACAGUGAGGUGGAAGAGGAAAAAAACGCCCCACCAAAGGAGAGUAAAGAACUCCCCAAAUUUAAGCAAUCCCAUGAAACACCGGAACGAAGCAAAAGGGGCUCCUCCUCAAAGCCCUACGCGAAGCUCUCCGGCCUUAAUGACCGCUCUGGGAAGAAUAACUUCUACAGGAGUUGCGCCACAUGGGGGAGGUUCUCCCUGUGCGUCGUCUUCAUUGUCUUCCUCUUCUUCCUCCCCUGA